Gastrolobium bilobum is the source of this 618-nucleotide messenger RNA. RefSeq lists its product as uncharacterized. The record is from RefSeq and is a predicted model, not a curated record. Lineage: Eukaryota; Viridiplantae; Streptophyta; Magnoliopsida; Fabales; Fabaceae. The transcript has a single exon. The coding region runs from base 1 to 618 and encodes 205 amino acids.
AUGCGCAACGUCGAAAGACCUCGACCCCUCAAGAGCAAGAGCGGAUUGGACAGGAACAAAUACUGUGCUUUCCAUGAUCAAAAUGGUCACACCACGGAUGACUGCUGGGACCUCCGAGAUGCUAUUGAGAAACAUGUCAGAGAGGGAAAAUUGAAGCAAUACAUUAUCCGAACUCAGGGUAAGAAGAAUAGUAAGCGAAGGCAAAGAAGCUGGAGCAGAAGUCGCAGCCCGAAUAGAGAGGAUAUGAAGGAUCAGGAACAAGACCGCCCUUCGAAGGACAAAAAGGUCGAAGAUAAAGACGAGGAAUUCCAAGAAGCUGAGUUUGAGUGCAACGUGAUAAACGAAGCUUUGGGUGGAGGAGGCGACACGACAAAUGCAAGAAGAAAGCACCUGAAGGAGGUCAUGUCAUUAAGAGAUAGGCCGACCUUCAAAGGGAAAGCCAGCAAUCCUGCUCCCCCAAGACUGUUCUUUACUCAAGAAGACCUAGAAAUGGUCGUACCUGGACACAACGAUGGUCUGGUGAUCACCGGGGUGCUAGUUAAGUGCCAGGUUAAGAGAAUCUUCAUUGACCACGGAAGCUCGGCGGACAUAAUUUUUGGAACGCUUUCCAAAGGAUGA